Messenger RNA from Lobosporangium transversale, 1546 nucleotides. RefSeq lists its product as hypothetical. Gene Ontology annotation, molecular function: FAD binding. The transcript is spliced from 6 exons. The record is from RefSeq and is a predicted model, not a curated record. Bases 42 to 1421 code for a protein of 459 amino acids. NCBI's taxonomy places the organism in Eukaryota, Fungi, Mortierellomycota, Mortierellomycetes, Mortierellales, Mortierellaceae.
CCAUUUUUUUUUUUUUUUAAUUCUCAUUUAACAACCACAUAAUGAGUUCACAAAUUACACCUCCAAUGGUAUUGAUUGCCGGUGCUGGCAUCGGCGGUCUUUUCCUUGGCCUACUCUUGGAACGCCAAAAUGUGCCAUACAUGAUCUAUGAACGAGCACCAGAAAUUAGAUGCCUGGGGUCAGCAAUGGGGUUCGGUGCUAAUAUUUUACCUGUAUUUGAACAACUUGGUAUUCUGGAGGAAAUGCUGGCCAUUUCUCAGCCUGCCAAGGCAUUGGACAUGCUGGAUACCGAGUUUAAAUUCAUGUCAGGAAUCGAUUUCAGCAAUUAUAAAGAGUUAACCGGAUACCCCACUAUCAUGUUUACGAGACCCGAAUUCCAUGCGCUGUUGUAUUCACAUAUCCCAAAGGAAAAAGUCGUGUUUUCGAAGCGGGUUUUAUCGCUGGAACAGAAUGAGAUUGGGGUGAUGUUGAGGAUGGCGGAUGGAUCUACUUACCAUGGUGAUAUUGUCGUUGGCGCAGAUGGUGCUUAUUCGGGAGUCCGACAGGGAUUGUACAAACAUUUGGACAGGAAAGGAUUCUUGCCUGCUUCUGAUAGAGAAGAGCUGAAGAUGGGACAUUUAUGCAUGGUUGGAACAACAGACUCCUUGGACCCUGAAAAGUUCCCUACCGUUACUAACGGAACUGCGCAUUUUCAACGUAUCAUCAACAGUGGUGCGCCUUUUACGUGGCACACAGUCAACAUGCGUGAGAACCGAUUGUGCUGGGGUGUUACGAUGCAACUCGAUUCCUCAAGGGCCUCUAAAGACACCAGGUUCCGCAACUCGGAAUGGACUUCAGAUGCUGAUGGCAGUAUCAUGGGCAAAGUCUUUACUAGCAAAUCUCCCGGAGGAGGUACUGUCCAAGACUUAAUCGAUAGUACGCCGAAGGAAAAGAUCUCCAAUGUCUUUUUGGAAGAAAAGCUAUUCGAGACUUGGUACCAUGGUAGAACUGUCCUCAUCGGCGAUGCCGCCCACAAGUUCUUGCCAACUGCUGGCCAAGGUGCUGUGAACGCAAUGCAAGAUGCUGUCGUCCUUGCCAAUUGUAUUUACGAAAUGGGAGAAGUGACUCCUGCCAAUAUCACAACAGCCUUCAAGACAUAUUUUGACGAGCGUUAUGCACCCGUAAAAAGAAUGAUGAACAAGAGCAAGUUCAUGGGGACUCUUCAACUUGGUCAGACUUGGAAGGAACGGAUACUCCGUCAUAUCGUCUUCAAUUGGAUCCCAAAGAGAAUACAAAUGGAGCAGUUCCUCAAGGAUGCUUCUUAUAGACCUCAAGCUACAUUCCUGGAAUAUAUUGAGAACCGUGGCGUACUCCCAGUUACCCCACAGAAGGUCUCUGAGCGCUAUGCAAAAGAGAGGACUCCAAAAGCUGCCUCAGUUUAAGAUGUACACUACAUUUAUAAUAUUUUACUCGAGUUUGACAUACUAUCAUUACUAUUAUUAUACUUCUUUAAUUAUUCAUCCUCAUUUCUUCUAUGCUCUGUAAAAAAAUUAAAGUUGAAAUUAAG